Messenger RNA from Zymoseptoria tritici IPO323, 768 nucleotides. RefSeq lists its product as uncharacterized. The annotation marks the transcript as partial. The transcript has a single exon. The record is from RefSeq and is a predicted model, not a curated record. Gene Ontology annotation, molecular function: oxidoreductase activity. Lineage: Eukaryota; Fungi; Ascomycota; Dothideomycetes; Mycosphaerellales; Mycosphaerellaceae.
GAGGUAUAUGAGCAGCCUUUGCGGUGGUGGAUUGACCAAAUCAUCUACUUCGAGCUCAACAAUACCGUCAAAGCUUACACGCAUCAUCUCCACGACGACCCGUCCAUUACUCCAAACAUGACAGGCUAUCAUAAAGUCGCCGUCGCCGGCGCGACAGGCAAUCUCGGACCCGCCGUCGUCGAACAGCUCGUCAAAGCCGACCUCUCCGUGACGAUCCUCUCUCAAUCCGGCAACACAUCCUCUCUUCCAUCUUCGGUCAAGACGGUCAAAGUCGACUACAAAUCUCCAUCCUCUCUGAAAUCAGCGCUUGCCGGCCACGAGGUGGUUGUCUCCCUCUUGCCAGAUCAUGGCUCGCAACCCGCGCUCAUCGACGCCGCCAUUGCCGCCGGCGCGAAGCUCUUCAUCCCAUCCGAGUUUGGCGCUGAUUUGGACAACGCAAAGGCCGCCGCGUUGCCCGUAUUCGCCGGCAAAGCUGUCACUCGCAACUAUCUCCGCGACCGCACCGAUCAGAUCUCACACACUCUGGUGGUUUGUAAUAUCUUCUUGGAUUGGGGAUUGCAGGUCGGCUUCCUGGCCAAGCUUCGCGAAGAAAUGGGUCCCACUCCGCUCUACGACGGAGGUGAGACGAAGCGGAGCGCCACGUUGCUCUCAGACGUUGGUAAAGCCGUCGUCAGCAUCAUCGCUGACCCGGAAGCCGCGAAGAAUCGGACUGUACGCAUCCAAUCCACUGCCCUGUCGCAGAAGACGAUUUUGCGAAUUGCAAAGGAG